Messenger RNA from Meleagris gallopavo (turkey), 2733 nucleotides. Lineage: Eukaryota; Metazoa; Chordata; Aves; Galliformes; Phasianidae. The record is from RefSeq and is a predicted model, not a curated record.
UAAAAGGCCUGGAAAAUUGGGUUCAGCCUCUUUAGUUCACACUUGCUAUGCAUAAAGGCUGAUGAGAAGAAGGCAGAGAAGCUCACCUGAGGAAACCUACUUCAUCCAGAGGUUCUCAGUCUGCUCGUGAAUAUGUUGGUUCACUUCUGGCUUCUCUGUGGUCUGAGCGCUGUUGUGACUCCUCAGGAUGUCACACAGGAAGCCCAAACAUUUCUGGCAGAGUUCAAUGUGAGAGCAGAAGACAUCAGCUAUGAAAACUCACUUGCCUCAUGGGACUACAACACCAACAUAACUGAGGAGACAGCCAGGAAGAUGAGUGAGGCGGGCGCCAAGUGGGCAGCAUUUUAUGAGGAGGCCUCCAGGAACGCUAGCCGCUUCUCACUAGCUGACAUCCAGGAUGCUGCCACCAGGCUCCAGAUCCAGUCUCUGCAAGACAGGGGAUCCUCUGUGCUGUCACCGGAAAAAUACAGCAGGCUGAACUCUGUGAUGAACUCAAUGAGCACCAUCUACAGCACUGGGAUCGUCUGCAAAGCCACUGAACCGUUCGACUGUUUGGUGCUGGAGCCAGGUCUGGAUGAUAUUAUGGCCAAUAGCAUAGAUUAUCAUGAGCGACUGUGGGCCUGGGAAGGCUGGAGAGCUGAUAUUGGCAGGAUGAUGAGACCAUUAUAUGAAGAGUAUGUUGAACUUAAAAAUGAGGCUGCAAGGCUUAAUAAUUAUUCUGACUAUGGAGACUACUGGAGAGCAAAUUAUGAAACAGAUUAUCCAGAAGAGUAUAAAUACAGCCGUGACCAGCUGGUUCAAGAUGUGGAGAAGACAUUUGAGCAGAUAAAACCUCUGUACCAGCAGCUGCAUGCCUAUGUGAGGCACCGUUUGGAGCAAGUCUACGGCUCUGAGCUCAUCAACCCCACUGGAUGCCUCCCUGCACAUUUGCUGGGUGAUAUGUGGGGUAGAUUUUGGACAAAUCUGUAUAACUUGACCGUUCCCUAUCCAGACAAACCAAACAUUGAUGUAACUUCGGCUAUGGUUCAAAAGAACUGGGAUGCACUGAAAAUAUUCAAAACCGCUGAGGCUUUUUUCGUCUCUAUUGGCCUUUACAACAUGACUGCAGGCUUCUGGACAAAUUCCAUGCUCACAGAGCCCACCGACAACAGGAAGGUUGUCUGCCAUCCUACAGCAUGGGAUAUGGGAAAGAAUGACUACAGGAUCAAGAUGUGCACCAAGGUGACAAUGGAUGACUUCCUGACAGCGCACCAUGAGAUGGGGCACAUUGAGUACGACAUGGCAUAUUCCGUGCAGCCCUUCCUGUUGCGAGAUGGAGCCAAUGAGGGCUUCCAUGAAGCAGUAGGAGAAAUCAUGUCGCUCUCCGCAGCAACACUACAGCAUCUGAAAUCUCUCGACCUCCUUGAGCCAACUUUCCAAGAGGAUGAAGAAACUGAAAUCAACUUUCUGCUCAAACAAGCACUAACGAUUGUUGGAACAAUGCCUUUUACUUACAUGCUGGAGAAGUGGAGAUGGAUGGUGUUUAAUGGUGAGAUUACAAAGCAGGAAUGGACGAAGCGGUGGUGGGAGAUGAAGAGAGAAAUAGUUGGUGUUGUCGAACCAGUCCCUCAUGAUGAGACGUACUGUGACCCCGCUGCACUGUUUCAUGUAGCUAACGAUUACUCAUUCAUAAGGUAUUAUACCCGGACAAUUUAUCAGUUCCAGUUUCAGGAGGCACUUUGCAAGGCAGCCAACCAUAUUGGCCCUCUUCACAAAUGUGACAUCACCAAUUCUACAGCAGCUGGUGAGAAUUUGAGGGGCGGCCUCUUCUGGAAUUGGGCCUCGGUUCUCCAUGGGCAUCCCAAGGCCCUUCCCCUUCUUCCUGGAUGCGAUGGGGAAGCCCGGCGCGGGGCCUCAACCCCGUCCUCACCUCAGCUUCCCCAGAGGGGACUCGGGCAGCAACAUGGGCGCCGCCAUCUUGCCUUACCGACGGGAUGUCACGUGACCCCGCGACGGAAGGGCGCAAAAUCCCUUCCGGUACCCGAGCGGCUGUGGUUGGUGCGCGCCGCGUGCCCAUUAGCCGCAGUUGUGGGCGGAGAUGCACAGAAUGCUUUCAAAGUACGGCUUAGUAUCAAAACAGCUUUGGGAGAUAAUGCAUAUGCCUGGGAUGCGAAUGAAGAGUACCUCUUCAAGGCAAUGAUGGCUUUUGCAAUGAGAAGAUACUCCAGCAAGAGCACAACUCACACUGGCUGGCAAGAGGCAUCUAGGUACAGAGAAGAGAGCGUGGUCCAUCUCCAACCCCUUUGCAGUGGGAAUGGCAGUAGGGGGGCACUCAUCAUCCAGGAGGGAAUAGCAGCUUGCAGAGUGCACUGGAGCAGCACUCUACUAAACAUUUCAAUAAUUUCUGUUUCAACCAUCUGCAGAAUUUCCAACGUGCUGCUUUGCAAUGUGACGGAUCGGGUGUCAUUUUGGUUUGUGGUCACAGAUUCCUCCAAAAACACGACAACUGUUCCGGGAAGUGAGGUAGAGGCAGCCAUCAGGAUGAACCGGGACAGAAUCAACAGCGCCUUCCUACUGAGUGACAAAACACUGCAGUUCCUGAAGAUAUCCACAACCUUAUCACCUCCUGUUGAGCCCUCCACACCUGUCUGGCUUAUUGUAUUUGGUGUUGUUCUUUCUCUCAUUGUGGCUGGAAUUGUUUUCCUCGUUGUUUCAGGGAUUCGGAAACACAAGAAGUAAGCAGCUUAGCUUUUC